UUCGCUGCCGCCUUGUGUGAGCUGGUAAAAAUAGGACUGAGUCGCGGACUGUCCUGCAGACAGAGGGAUAACUCGGGCUGUACUGCAGCUUCCUGGCCGUGACAGAGGCCAACUCCUGAGGUGAACGUCGCCAUCAGUCUGCCGGCAUGGAGAUGUCCAGCCCGACUGUCCUGUCAAUGCUCGGCCUGGGCUCCAUGGCCCACUCGGCCGGGCUUGUGGAGAUCGCGGUGCGGCUGUGCUUGAACCAGCGCGAACAGUUGUGUCCUCACGUGUGGGUUCCCAUCCUGAAGCCUCAGCGGCCGUGCAUCCGCCCCCCAGCAACAGACCAGCUCCCCGUCGACGUCACGGGCCAUCUGGGCCACCCCUUCUCGCCUUUCCUGAGGGACCCGGACGACGACAGCGACCUCUCGACCCCAAUCAAGAACAGGCGUGUGGUAUUUGCAGACUCGCUGGGUUUCUCCCUGGCAGCCGUGCGCGUGUUUUCCCAUGAAGAGGAUCAGAGGGACCUGGGCCCGCUGCCCUCUCUGCAAGGCUUAGGGAGCAUGACGGGGGACGGCUACAGCUGCACCGUCAGCACCUGCUGCCCGGGGACUCGGCUCAAGCUGGGCUUCCCGCAGCCCUCGCUGGACUUCCAGGCCUUCCGAGCCAAGCUGGCCGAGAGCAUGGUCACCCUGGAGAGCUGCAGCGUCAGCGAACAGGCCCUGCAGGGCAGCGCGCGGGUCAGGAACCUCAGCUUUCAGAAGGACGUGCGCGUGCGCAUCACCUUCGACUCCUGGGGCAGCUACAGGGACGUCCCCUGCACCUACCUGCAGAAGCGCUUCGGAGGGCCCCAGACCGACAUCUUUGAGUUUGACAUUGCCGUUCCUAAAGUGCUGGACGCCAAGAGGAAGAUCGAGUUUUGUUUGAUGUAUCUGCCCGGAGGGCACAGGGAGCCGUUUUGGGACAAUAACAACGGGGAGAAUUACAGCAUCCUGGUUUGUGUGAGCUCACAUCUCUGCCACGGGACGGGCGAGAGGGCAUGAGUAACCCAGCUUAUAUAUGAUCGCUUUUUAUUUUCUCCGUUUCAUAGCCUAUUUCUUUAGUUUUAAAGUGGUUCUUUUGUGGUUUUUAUUUGUUUAAAUAAAUCUCUUCUCUUCUACUCCAUUUUCACCCCACAUUCUCAUGGUCUGUCCCACAUUUUGGCCUCUGGUCUCAUGAAUUACUCUUGUGCAACGGCGGAGGGAUCCCUUUCACUGCGGGCGUCACUAGUAUUCCCACAAAUGUCAAAGAUUGCUGGCCCGUCGCACACAGAAGCCUCAAGCUAAUCUUAGCCGAGGUCUGUUUACAGUCUGACAGGAAUCCCAUCACCUUCCCUUUACUUUCGGAGCCAAAACCCACGCCUAACUCUUGUUUCAUGUCAUUGGCUGUGGGUAGUUUUUGAAGCAGGAAACUGGAGUCGGUAUCAUAGGGUUUCAAAAGAUGCUUGGACAUGUUGACAUUUUGUGAAUGUUUUAGAAUCUUUAGAAAUCAAGUGAAAAUAAUUUUGUUUUUGGCUGAAAGUCAAAUUUCUGAAAAGCAGUAACGUCGAACUUUGUUGUGCAGCAAAUGACAAAAACAGCAAUAUCAUGAAGGCGGAAGAGAGUCUCAGUAAAAAGUGAUGUAGGCACUGGUGGUAAAGUUGUGUAAAGGCCUUAAAUUAAAGCACUCCAUAAACGAUGGGAAAAUCCAUGAUUUGUGUGCAUUGAUUUAGUGGGGCAAAUCAGUGAUGGGACAGCUUUAGAGUAACAAUGUUUCUGACGCUCCAGGAAGACAAAUCGAAACAUUGUAAAACAUUCCUUCCCUAAAAGAUGUCAAUUAAAAAGAUUUAAAGGAA
This is a messenger RNA of Fundulus heteroclitus (mummichog), 1852 nucleotides long. It is a transcript of the gene ppp1r3c2b, whose product is annotated as CBM21 domain-containing protein. Gene Ontology annotation, cellular component: protein phosphatase type 1 complex. Bases 147 to 1022 code for a protein of 291 amino acids. The transcript is spliced from 3 exons. Gene Ontology annotation, biological process: regulation of glycogen biosynthetic process. The record is from RefSeq and is a predicted model, not a curated record. Gene Ontology annotation, molecular function: protein phosphatase 1 binding; glycogen binding. NCBI's taxonomy places the organism in Eukaryota, Metazoa, Chordata, Actinopteri, Cyprinodontiformes, Fundulidae.